Messenger RNA from Momordica charantia (bitter melon), 1323 nucleotides. RefSeq names its product ATP-dependent Clp protease ATP-binding subunit CLPT1, chloroplastic. Lineage: Eukaryota; Viridiplantae; Streptophyta; Magnoliopsida; Cucurbitales; Cucurbitaceae. The record is from RefSeq and is a predicted model, not a curated record.
CCAACGCUCGACGAAACAGGCCCUAAGCCGUACCCAAAUCGAGAGAGCAAGCAGCUCAGGAAACGCCUUGACCAUUAACCAGAGCCAACCAACGCCACCAUUGUUGUAACUUGUUUAACUCUUUCUGGAGCUGAUUUCAGUCUCUUCUCUACCAAAUUUGAGCUUUCCCUAGAGCUUCUAAUGGCGGCCACUCGCUUGAACUCUCUUUCGCUUUCACAAGUCCCCUUUUCCCUCGCCACCCAAUCCAAUUGUUACAAUUUAGAACACAAAACUCUAUUCCUUCCCGUCAGCCCCCUUUUCGAGCUCAAGCUCGCAAUUAAGCGUUCUAAUGUCACCCAUUCCGUCUCCAAGUUCACCCGCCGCGCCACCACUGCCACUGUGUCCUUUAGCCUCCCGGCUACGAAACCCGAGGGCGUUUCCCCUGACAAACUCCCAAAAUGGUCAGCUAGAGCAAUAAAGUCAUUUGCAAUGGCAGAAUUGGAAGCAAGGAAACUCAAAUAUCCAAAUACCGGAACAGAAGCUUUGCUAAUGGGAAUUUUAAUUGAGGGAACCAGCAUAGCUGCCAGAUUCUUAAGGGCUAAUGGAAUUACACUGUUCAAAGUAAGAGAAGAAACUGUUAAGCUACUUGGAAAAUCCGAUAUGUACUUCUUCAGCCCAGAGCAUCCUCCAUUGACCGAACCUGCUCAGAGGGCACUUGAUUGGGCUGUUGCGGAGAAGUUAAAGUCAGGUGAAUCUGGGGAAAUAACUACAGGUCAUUUGCUUCUUGGUAUUUGGUCAGAGGAAUCUGCAGGUCGCAAGAUCUUGGCCACCCUUGGCUUUGAUGAUGAGAAGGCGAAAGAGAUUGAAAAAUCUGUGGACAAGGAUGCAACUUUCAGUUAUAAGUAGCAGGAUCGUGUAGGAAGAUGUGAUGCGGUUUUCAUAUUUUCGUGGUUGGAAUCCUCACAAGGGAACCCCCAAAUGAGAUGAUACAGUUAUUUGCCUGUUUAAUCAGCACCAGCCCUUCAACAUAAUCAGCUUCAUUUUGCAUUGACUAUUGUUCGAACUUGUGGAGUACUGGUAUGGUACGCUACAUUUCAACGGUCUCAAAUUGCUUGCAGGACAUAGUUUUGUUAGUGGGGUCGUUCUUUUGGACAAGCAACUAAAGUUGAAAAGGAGUGAUCAUGAUUCACCCCUGCAAUUAAUACAUAAGAUUAUUAAUUUAGUCUUCGCAAGACAUGUCCUCGAUUCUCUUUUGUUUUUGAUAUUUAAACUUUUAUCUUUUAUGCUUCUAAAUUGAUGGGGUUCCACCUGCCAGAAUUCGAAUGCUCGUUACAUAUUCAUUCC